Molecule: messenger RNA, 1164 nt
Organism: Triticum dicoccoides
Lineage: Eukaryota; Viridiplantae; Streptophyta; Magnoliopsida; Poales; Poaceae
Product: YTH domain-containing protein 1-like
Exons: 1
Source: RefSeq, a predicted model, not a curated record
AACAGGAGGAAAUCGAAGUUCACAUGUAAUCUGAGUUAUGACUGCAUAACAACUGGCUGCUGUGGAAGUACAAACUGCCACAUAAGGAGCUCUUCACUCUCUGAUGGGCUUCCGACAGUGUAUGACUUAAUACUUCCCAAGGGAAAGGUUUCUGACGAUGCAAACGGUAUCAUGCUUAGAGCCACCAUUAAUCAUCAAACUAUAAGUCACAGCAGAUCUUGUUUUCGAGGGAAGGGCCUGACUUCUGCACUUCAACAAAGGCCCGAUACUUGUGAUGAUGAUGAUGAUGAUGAUGAUGAUGCGGAUUAUGUACCUAAAAGUCGUAGAAGAUCUCACCCUGCUAAGGAGGAGGAGGUGGUGGAGGAGGAUGAGAAUGAUGAGGACAAUGAGGAGGAGGAGGAGGAGGAGGAGGAGGAGGAGGAUGAAAGACCUUUAAGUCUCAGAAGAUCCCACCUUGCUGAGGAGGAGGAUGAAAGACCUUUACUUCUCAGAAGAUCCCACCCUGCUGUUCAACAAAGGCCCAAUACUUAUGAUGAUGAUGGGCAGGUGGAGGAGGACGAGGAGGAUGCUAGACCUGUAAGUGUCAGCAGACCCCGUCUUCGAGGAACGGCUCCGGCUUGUGGUGUUCAACAAAGGCACUAUUCUGAUACCGAUGAUGAUGAUUAUUUUCCAAUAGCUUUCAGGAGACGCCAUGUCCAAGGAACGCCUUCAGCUCCUGCAGUUCAAGAAAGGCACUAUUUUGACACCAGUGAUGAGGAUGAUUUACCUAUAGCUUUCAGACCCUUUAUUCGAGGAACGGCUUAGAUUCCUGCAGUUUAAAGAAGGGGCGUAUUCUGGUACUGAUGGUGAGGAUGAGAGGCCUUUAUGUUCCGGACUUCCCGUACGCUAAAGGUUUUCCGUGCACUUGCUGUUCUUCUGCCUGGCUUGCACCGUUCUGGUUCCAGGAUAUAUAUGUGAAGUCUCUAUUUCUGGCCUCAAGUAUCGCCUCGCCGUUGUUAAGCAUUGCUGCAGCUCCUUGAACACAUUACUGGGCAGCGUGUGGCUGCAGAGUCUGAAUGUAGCUUUGGGUUUGAUGAUGAUGCCGCUGAUGCAAUUUACGAGGAAAUCAAGCUCCUGGCGAAGUUUCUUCCAGGGGCAACCUUCUGGAUGAUGUAACAGUCAUGA